ACAACAGGUCAUCGAGUAGUGAAUUUUUAGGGAUAAGAAAGGCUCCGCCGAAAAGUGCCACAAUUACGAGCCCUGUAACUCCGCCUCCACCGGUUGUCACCACCAUUCAAGGGCCCCCAACUCGUCCGUCACCCCUAUCCGGACGUGCAAUACUUUCCAUUCUUCUUUCUUCUUCUUCAUGUUCAGAUCUAUCCUCACCACCUCUCGUCCCCUCGUUAGACAACCUCUUCGUCAAUUUACUACCACAGCUAUCAAAAUGGGCGUUACUGUUGAGAACAUUUCCGCCGGUGACGGCAAGACCUUCCCCCAGCCUGGAGACAGUGUCACUAUCCACUACGUUGGCACUCUUCUUGACGGUUCCAAGUUUGACUCUUCUCGAGACCGUGGAACCCCCUUCGUCUGCCGAAUUGGUCAGGGCCAAGUGAUCAGGGGUUGGGACGAGGGUGUUCCUCAGCUCUCCAUCGGCCAGAAGGCUAACCUCAUCUGCACCCCUGACUACGCCUACGGUGCUCGAGGUUUCCCCCCUGUUAUCCCCCCUAACUCUACCCUGAAGUUCGAGGUUGAGCUCCUCAAGAUCAACUAAACUUAUUGUGCAAAUUAGUAGAUGGUCUUAAAGUUAGGAAAUCUAAAUGAUAGUGAAAGAAGAAUUAAGUAGACGAUGAGAUCGACGGUAUGGCGAAC
Cryptococcus deneoformans JEC21 is the source of this 681-nucleotide messenger RNA. RefSeq names its product macrolide-binding protein FKBP12. Gene Ontology annotation, molecular function: peptidyl-prolyl cis-trans isomerase activity. The record is from RefSeq and is a predicted model, not a curated record. The coding region runs from base 179 to 583 and encodes 134 amino acids. NCBI's taxonomy places the organism in Eukaryota, Fungi, Basidiomycota, Tremellomycetes, Tremellales, Cryptococcaceae. The transcript has 6 exons.